Molecule: messenger RNA, 614 nt
Organism: Drosophila busckii
Lineage: Eukaryota; Metazoa; Arthropoda; Insecta; Diptera; Drosophilidae
Gene: Obp85a
Exons: 5
Coding region: 12-614 (200 amino acids)
Source: RefSeq, a predicted model, not a curated record
UUAGUGACAAAAUGUCAGCGCAGUGGCUAACAUGCCUCGUCUUUCUGCUGCUGUAUGUUGCCGUUGAAAGCGAUGUGGACUGCAAGGCAAGCCGCCAUCAAGCAACGAGUCUAGCGGCCAGCUGCUGUCAACUGCUGCGUCCCAGCCUAGACAAAGGCGUGGCCGAGUGCCGAGCCACAUUGAGUCUGCCGCAGCGUAAAUUCAAACUAAUGGAGCAGUAUACUAUCAAUGCGUGCAUUGAGGAGUGUCGCUUCAUGGACCGUGGCUUUAUACCCAUCGAUCCGCCAUUUGAGCUGGACAUGAGCAAUAUUAGAACCAGUCUUGAGGCCACAAUGCCAGCGCCACAAGAAGAAGCAGUAUCCUUUAUGCUCAGCGCCUUUACCAAGUGUGCAAAGUUUUAUGAAAAGCAUAAAACGCGCUUUAGCAGCCAAUUGCCUGCUGUGGACUUUAUCGAGGAGGAGUGCAAUGUUUUUCCACUUCAUCUGACCAUCUGCAUGCGUGUGCAUGGCAUGCAAAAAUGCCCCAAAACCUUCUAUGCGGAUACGAGCGAGUGCGACAUGGCGAGAAAGUAUUUCACGCAAUGCGUGGGCGACAUUGAAGCUGGCGCGCAGUAG